AAAAGUCAUUUCUCGUUUGUUUGUUGAUAAAACAGGAUGCCUGCGAGCCCCACCAGGGAGGAGACAGAGUCUCGCUCAGACCACCCAUCCCAAGCUGGGUUUUGCGUCGGUUCUGCCCGUGCCCCGCAGGCCCUGCAGACGCUCCCUGUGCACCAGCUCCGAGGCACCCCCACGGACGUGGUCCUGCGGGCCGGCGACCGGGACUUUCCUUGUCACCGCGCGGCCUUGUCGGCCGGCAGCACUUACUUCCGAGCCCUGUUUGCUGGGGGCGCGCCCCAAGAGGAUAUGGUGCUCCUCCCCCAAGUCUCCCCCCGAGUCCUGGGUCUGCUCCUGGACCACCUCUACGGAGCCGGCGUGAGCCUGUUGGAGGAGGACGCGGCUGCUCUGCUGGCCCUGUCUGACCUGCUGGGGGUGCUCCCUCUUCGGGAGACCUGCGCCAGCUUCCUGGAGGGCCAGCUCGGGCCACAGAACUGCCUGGCUUUCCUCCAGCUGGCUCGGACCUUCUCCCUGCCCUCCCUGGGAGCCGGGAGCCUCCGCGUGGUGCGCCGGGCGUUCCCAGAAGUCUCUUCCCAGCCCGAGUUCCUGGAGCUGGAGCUGGCCCAGGUGGCUGAGCUGCUGGCCGAUGAGAGCCUGGGGGUGGCAAAGGAGGAGGCUGUGUUUGAGGCUGCUAUGCGCUGGGUGCGACAUGAUCCCCCCACCAGACAAAGACAUCUGCCGGGCCUCUUAAAACAAGUUCGGCUUCCCCUGCUGGCCCCAGCCUACUUCCUACAGAAGGUGGAGGCUGAUGAGAUGGUUCAGGCCAGCCGCGAGUGCCACCCGCUUCUGCUGGAGGCCCGCCAGUGCUUCAUCCUCGGGAGGGAGGGCAGCUCAUGGAAGGCGACCCCCAGGAGGUUUAUGGAUCUGGCCGAAGUGAUCGUGGUGGUCGGUGGCUGCGACAGGACAGGGCUGCUGACCUUGCCCUUCGUCGAUGCUUACCAUCCCUGGAGCCGCGAGUGGAAGACGCUGCCUAGUGUGCCCGGCUGCACCAAAUCCGAGUUUGCCAUGUGCGCCAUGAGGAACAACAUCUACCUCUCAGGUGGCCACAUCCACAGUCGUGACCUCUGGAUGUUCCGAUCUCAGCUGCAGACUUGGGUCAGGGCAGCGCCCCUGAAUGAGGGCAGGUGGAGGCACAAGAUGGCCGUCAUGCAAGGGCGGCUCUAUGCCGUGGGAGGCUUUGAUGGUGUCCACCGCCUGAGGAGUGUGGAAUGCUAUGACCCCUUCUUCAACACCUGGACCCCUAUACCCCCACUCCUGGAGGCUGUGAGCUCAGCAGCUGUGGUGCCCUGCUGCAAUAAGCUCUACGUGAUUGGAGGUGCUGUGGAUGACGGCUUCAACACAGACAAGGUGCAAUGCUAUGAUCCUGGGGAAGACAAGUGGAGACUCCUUUCUCCAGCUCCCUUCACUCAGAGGUGCAUAGAAGCUGUGGCUCUGGAUGACACCAUUUACGUGGUAGGGGGUCUCCUGAACAAGAUCUUCAGCUAUGAUCCAUGCAGAGAUUUCUGGGCAGAAGCAGCUUCUCUCCCUGGGCCCUUGGAGAGCUGUGGAGUGACUGUUUGCGGCAGGAAGAUCUAUAUCCUUGGUGGUCGGGACUCGAGAGGAAAAGGCACAGAUAAGACCUUUGCCUUUGACCCACUAAGUGGGUGCUUGGAAAACCAACAACCUCUGCAACGAUGCACCAGUGCCCAUGGCUGCGUCACCAUCCUUCAGCACCUCGGCCAGAGACAGACCCACCCAAAAGGGCUGAGUAGGGUUAUCUGAACCCUUCAGCAUAAACAUCUUGGAUGCACAAUAAUCGCUGCCAAGACCCAAGAGAACCUCUGCCUCCAUUCCUGUGAGGUCUCUGUGUACAUAAAUCUGAUUAACUUAUUUUCCCCUUUUAUUACAGAAAUAAGGCCUGAUUUACUUUUA
Messenger RNA from Antechinus flavipes (yellow-footed antechinus), 1947 nucleotides. RefSeq names its product kelch like family member 35 (gene KLHL35). Gene Ontology annotation, molecular function: protein binding. NCBI's taxonomy places the organism in Eukaryota, Metazoa, Chordata, Mammalia, Dasyuromorphia, Dasyuridae. The record is from RefSeq and is a predicted model, not a curated record. Bases 37 to 1797 code for a protein of 586 amino acids. The transcript is spliced from 6 exons.